Portunus trituberculatus (swimming crab) is the source of this 3994-nucleotide messenger RNA. Its product is annotated as E3 ubiquitin-protein ligase RNF126-B-like. The transcript has 6 exons. Gene Ontology annotation, cellular component: nucleoplasm; cytoplasm. Lineage: Eukaryota; Metazoa; Arthropoda; Malacostraca; Decapoda; Portunidae. Bases 71 to 1078 code for a protein of 335 amino acids. The record is from RefSeq and is a predicted model, not a curated record. Gene Ontology annotation, biological process: positive regulation of DNA-templated transcription; protein ubiquitination; ubiquitin-dependent protein catabolic process. Gene Ontology annotation, molecular function: ubiquitin protein ligase activity.
CUUACGUAGGUGAAGACAAGGGAAAGUAUAAAUUCAAUAAAUAGUGAAGUGAUGUGUUGCCAGUCCCAAAAUGGCGGAGGCGGGCGUGGAGACAGCCUCUUCCUCGGCCAGAUUCUUCUGUCACAAGUGCAAUGUCGAGAUUACUCCAAAGUUACCAGACUAUGUUUGCCCACGAUGCAAUAGUGGUUUCAUUGAGGAGCUGGAGCGAACACAUGUCUCAGACAGUGACAGCUCAAGUGACACAGAAAUGGAAUCUUUUGAUAUGUUGGAUUUGAUAGCCCAAGAACCCCCAACCUUACCUGGUGCCUCUGCCUCUCCUGCUUCCUCUUCCUCAGUACCUGGUCCACGCAUAAGUCAACGAUUGAGACAUCUUAAUGCAAGACACAAUAGAAGAAGGGUCAGUGGAGGAGACCGCCACUCUGCACUUGCCCCUCUCAUUCAUGACCUCAUAAUGCAGAUGACCUCAGGGGUCAUUGAAGCCAGUGUAGGAGGAGCAGAUUAUGUUCCCCAAAUGGACAUUGACUGGCCGGGAUUUCCCGUUCUAGUUGCCUCAAACCUCGCUUCUAAUCCUGGAGACUAUGCCUGGGGACGGGGAGGGCUGGAUACUAUCAUCACACAGCUUAUGAACCAGCUUGAUGGUACAGGCCCUCCACCUCUAACAAAAGAUGAGAUUUCCCAAAUACCUACAUCCAAAAUCACCAAAGAGCAGUGUGAUAAAGGACUACAGUGUUCAAUUUGCAUGGAGGAUUUUACAGUGGAUGAAACUGUGCGUCGCCUGUAUUGUGAACACUGCUUUCACAAUGACUGCAUCAUUCCCUGGUUAGAAUUGCAUGGAACCUGUCCAAUAUGCCGCAAAUUGCUUCUGGAGGAUGGGCGGCCAGUAAUGGGAGCCUCAGCAACUCCUGGGAAUAAUCCUCCUAGCUCUGGUCCAAGGUUAAUAAGACCUCAGAUGGGGGUUCCAUCAUCACUCCCAAGCAGUAGCAAUGCCUCAUCCUCUUCAUCCUCCACCAGCAGCACCAGUUCUCCAACUUCUAGGUCUUCUUCAGCCAGACCUAUGUUUGAGGAAGAGCUGGAUUGAUGUUUGGAGGAUCUUAUUUAGAAAAGUUCUGUUUUUACAUCACAACAGCACUGUAAUUGUUUGCUCAACUUCAUUGAUGUUCAAACAUGUGCAGAAAAUUAAUGAUUCUUCCAUUGACAGAUUAUGUAAUAUUCUUUCAGCAUAAAAGGUAAUGUGUCAUAUUUGCAAAAAGUAUGCUUAAAAUUUUCAGUUACAUCCAUGUGUUUGAAGGUGAAAAUUUUCAGUUACAUCCAUGUGUUUGAAGGUGUAAAUUCAUAAAUAUGAAAGUCGUGCAUUGUCCACAAAUGAGAUUGGGCCAGUGGUAGAUUUCCAUUUUUAAAUUAUUUUUUGUUAAUGAAUCACAAAUGAAAAGGGAGUGAGUAAAAUAUAUUGGUUUACUUCUUGUGGUAUUAUGUUUCAUGGUGUCUAAAGCAAGAUGUGGGCAAGUUUUCUUAUAUUUAUCCUGGUCCAUUCUCUCUCUAAAAAAAAAAAAAAAAAAAAAAAAAGAACUACUAUCGUUUGAUCUCCAAGUCUGAGACUGGAGCCUCUAAAUAUUGCAGGUAUUGCCAGUAAUAAAUUUGUUCCACCCAUUUCCAGCAGUUUUUGAAAUUAAGGUCUUAGAAUUCAGGUAACAACUAAAAGAACCUCAUUAUCAUCUAGCUGCUUGGUAAAUAAACUGUUCAGGUUUUUUUAAGGGUUUAUAUACAAAGUGCAUUUAUGGAGUUGUUUAGCAUCUAUGAAAGAUCUUUGUAGCAAUUAGUUGAUCAACUUGUUUGAUGCUAAAUUUUUGCAAAAAAAAAAAUAAUAAUAAUGUAAAGAUGCUAAAGGUAACAACAUGUUCCUCCUGUCAUCUUUGUAUUCAAUGCCUUGAAUCUUCAGAAGGAAGAACAAACUUUAGAAUUGUCACUAAAGCAACUGUAAAUAGAACUAAUGUGUUUCACUGCCCUCUGUAGGCAUGUUGCAUUAGCUCAUUGUACAGUUAAAUCAAACACAUCCUUGACAUUCAGGGACACUCAAAUUUAUAUUGACUUCACCAUAUAAUGUGAUGUAUAGUCCAGUGUGUUUGUUUACAUGUACUAAAGCUAAACCUACUCUUGCAUAUACAUUCAUUUGUGGAUGGUAAUGGCAUGUCUGCUUCAGCAGCUUGAGGUUUCACUUUUUCUUUUUAUGGAUCACUAACUUCACCUUGACUGGCUUCCUUGAGUUCCAGAGUUGUAUAAAGUAGAUUUUUGGAACCUUAUCAUUAUACAACUUGUACCAGACCUUGUAUUAGUAAGCAAAAAAAAAAAAAACAAUCACUAAUGAUGUUAGCACUUUUAGUAAGUCCAGUUAUGGGAAGUGAGCUUGUAAAUUAUUUGCCCUCCCCAGCAUCUCAAGAGCACACUGACAAGAGACAGCUAUAGCUGGUGGCAUUAUAAAAUUGCCAGCUAACACCAUUUGCUUGUUAAUGAAGUAUAAAGCUAUUGUGCCAGGAAAGUAGCAUUUCUAUUUAUUUAUUAAUAUUUUAAGAGGAAAAGAACCCUGGUGUAAUCUUAUUUAUGGAUACAAAAUUAUUCCAUACAUAUGGUGGACAUCCUUAGUUGAAACAUGUACAUGACAACAUACUGAUGUUUAUUGACAUACAACAGAUAUAUAAAGACAAACAAACCUGAUCGAGUUUUAUAAUAUCCAGUAAUGUGUAUUAUAAUUGCACACUUUAAUGCAAGAAAAUAGGGAAAAAAAUGUGAUGAGUAGCAUUCCAUGAAGUGCAGUUUCAGCAGAUGUGCAGUUCACAUAUCUCCUUUGAUACAUCUUGAUACAUUGCAGUUUAGCUGAACUCUAAAGUCUUUAUACUGGUCAGACUGAGUUUCCUGCUAUUAUUGAAGUGACAAAGAAACAACAAAUUGAUAUAUUUAUUAUUGACUAUGUGUAGCAGCAGAAUGGAAUAAUUGUUUUUGUACAUUGUGCUGUUUUGUAUAACCCUUUCCUAUUCUGAGGACUUUUCACAGCAAUGAAAAAUAACGUGUGAAUAGUGGACUUGACAUUUAGCAAAACUACGUAGUUGUCAUUGCUUUUGGAGCAGUAUGAUUUAGUGUGAUCUCUUCUCUAUAUACUUUCUUUCUUAAAAUACAACUGUAUAUGCAAUUUUAAAGAAAAUUUCUAUAGCUAUGUCAUGAAAAGAAGAAAAUGCAUCAUGAAUAUUAAUGUUUGGCAAUCAAUUUUUAUUAAAGUUGAAUAUUUUUGCAUAAAUGCUUUUUUUUUUUUUUUUUUUUUUUUUUUUUGCCUAUGCUAUGGUAUAUUACAUAAAUUACUAAGUUUAAAAAUGCAACCUAAUUGACCUCUAUCAGUAGGUAUUUUGCUAUGAGCUUUGCAAAUAAAACAUGCAUACACGACUUCAAGAUGCCCUCUGCUAUGGGUUGCGUGAAAAAGCAGGUUUUGGCUGACAUUCAGAAUGGUAAAGGGUUAAAGUAUAUUUUGAUUUCAGUGGGAGAAAGUAUGAGGAAUUCCAAACUCUUACAUGAAAAAAUCAUGUAACAAUGGUUUGUCUAAAUGUCAACUUCUUAAAUAGUUAUUUCACAAGCACUGACAAAACACACACACACACACACACACACACACACACACACACACACACACACACACACACACACACACACACCAAAAAAUUCUGUAACUCAUAUACCAGAAAAUCCUGCUGUCUUACAGCAUAGCAAAUUGUUAUAGUAACAUUUUGUAUAUAAAACCUGUAAAUGCAUUUUCUUAUGUAUGGAGUUUAUAUAAUAUGUACAAAAAUUAUUUAGUUUCAUGUCCCCAAAUGUUUCAGCUAGUCCUUGGGUCUGUUGCAUCAUGGGGAAUUGUAUCAUAUUCACUGGUCAGAAGAGAUAAGUUUUUAUUUAGCAAAGAAAAAAAAAAUCAGUUGGUAAAUUUAUUAAGGUAUCAAUAAAUAUAGUUUUCAUC